Messenger RNA from Schistocerca americana (American grasshopper), 2420 nucleotides. Its product is annotated as trehalase-like. Gene Ontology annotation, biological process: trehalose catabolic process. The transcript has 12 exons. The coding region runs from base 1 to 2403 and encodes 800 amino acids. Gene Ontology annotation, molecular function: alpha,alpha-trehalase activity. Lineage: Eukaryota; Metazoa; Arthropoda; Insecta; Orthoptera; Acrididae. The record is from RefSeq and is a predicted model, not a curated record.
AUGAUCCGGCACGAGUAUGGUGACCCAGACCUCAGCGAGGCGCAGUCAGGCAGGGCAGGAAGGCUGGCAGUCGGGCGACGACCGACCCGGGGAGCAGCGAGUGACGCCAGGCCCGGCCAGCGACAGCGCGCAGGGACCCACCGUCCGACGCACAAGGCAAUGCUCGCGCCCAAACUCGACUACCCGCGCACAAGCCAGCGGCCAGAGACGGCGCCACCCGCCGCCAGGUGGACAAAGAAAUAUCACUCGGAGGCCAAACGAUCGAGAAUCGAUCGGGAAUACCGCCGCCACGGCACAAUAGGUGCUAGCCGUCUGCUGAAGGAAGACACGUACCAGUUUACAGUUUGUUCAGAUGCUGACCCAGCAGUGAGGGAAGAGUCUGUCCAGGCACUAGCUAACUGGCUGCUCGUUCUGGUCGCCGCAGCCGCCUUCGCCGCCGCCGCCCCCGCCGCCCCCGCCGCCCACGCGCCGCGCGGGCAAAAGACCGCCAGCUGGGAGCAGCGGCUGCUCGAUCCCGAAGACGACCCGGACGCGCUGCCGCCCGCCUGCGACAGCCAGGUGUACUGCGAGGGGGAGCUGCUGCACACCGUGCAGAUGGCGCAGCUCUUCGACGACUCCAAGACGUUCGUCGACAUGAAGCAGCGGCAGGCGCCCGAGCAGACGCUGGCCAACUUCGAGGCGUUCAUGGCGGCGCAGGACGGCCAGCCGGGGCGCACGGCGCUCGCGCGCUUCGUCGCCGACAACUUCGAGGAGGGCGGCCAGCUGCUCAACUGGACACUGCCCGACUGGCACGCCAACCCCGCGCUGCUGAGCCGCAUCAAGGACGCGAGGCUGCGCGACUGGGCGGCCUACCUGAACGCGGAGUGGCCGCAGCUGGCGCGCCGCGUGCCCGACGACGUGCGCCUCCAGCCGGACCGCUACUCGCUCAUCUACGUGCCCAACGGCUUCGUGGUGCCGGGCGGCCGCUUCCAGGAGUACUACUACUGGGACACCUACUGGAUAGUGCAGGGCCUGCUGGCGACGGACAUGCCAGAGACGGUGCGUGGCGUGGUGGGCAACCUGGUGUACCUGGUGCAGCAGCUGGGCCACGUGCCCAACGGCGGCCGCGUCUACUACAAGGAGCGCGCGCAGCCGCCGCUGCUGGCGCCCAUGGUGGAGGCGCUGGUGAGCUACUGCGAGCACGCCGGCUGCGAGCAGCGCACCUUCCUCGCCGGCAGCAUCGCCGCACUCGACGCCGAGUUCCAGUUCUGGAUGCACAACCGCACCGUGUCCGUGGGUGGGCACCAGCUCGCGCGCUACUUCUCGCCGUCCAGGGGACCGCGGCCAGAGUCCUACAGUGAAGAUUACAUAAUUGCCCAUGGAUUAUCUAAUGACUCUAAAGUCCAACAACGUCUUUAUACUGACCUGAAAUCAGCUGCAGAAUCAGGGUGGGAUUUCUCUUCAAGAUGGUUCAUAACAAAUGGAACAAAUGAAGGAAAUCUCUCUAACACACAUACAAGAUAUAUUAUACCAGUUGAUUUGAAUGCGUUUUUAUGCAUGAAUGCCAGAAUUUUAUCUGAAUUUCAUACCUCACUGGGAAAUACGGAGGAAGCUGGUUAUUACACAGCAAAAAUGAAUGAAAUAUUAGAAGCAAUUGAUGCAGUAUUGUGGAAUGAUGAAGAAGGCAUCUGGCUUGACUAUGACAUGCUAAACAAAGUAAGCAGGAAUCAAUUCUAUCCCAGCAAUCUGGCACCUCUCUGGACAGGCUGCCACAAAAAGUCUAAAAAGGAAAUACGUGGUAUUGUAUCUUACCUAAAAGACAACAACAUUGAAAGUUAUCUUGGAGGGGCUCCAGCAUCCUUAAUUUUCACUGGUGAGCAGUGGGACUUCCCAAAUGUUUGGCCCCCACUUGAAAACAUUUUAAUCAUGGGUCUGCAGAAGACUGGUGUAAGAGAGGCCACUGAGUUUGCAUUUGAGCUGGCACAAAUAUGGAUACAUGCAACAUAUACUGGCUAUAUACGCUACAAUAAUAUGUUUGAAAAGUAUGAUGCUGAAAAACCUGGAGAAUUUGGAAAUGGAGGAGAAUAUGUAGUUCAACCUGGGUUUGGAUGGACAAAUGGAGGUAUCCUUGAGCUGUUAAAUGAAUAUGGACAGAAUCUCACUAUACCUGACCUGCCACAAUACCAAAGCAACAUAACUACAAGUAAUGAAGCCAGCACUUCCACUGUUCAUACUGCAGCCGCCGCCUCCACGGCUGCUGCUGGUGCCGCUGCCGCUACAUCGUCUGGCUCCCGUGCUCUGACCAUUUUAUCAUAUUCCAGAACUGUAUUAGCAUCGUGGAAAAUAAGAUUUGAAGCAGCACAACAUAUAAAUUUUAUUUUAAUUUUUGUUAUUUUUGUAUUUGCCAAUGACUUAAUAAAGUAAUAUUGUGUUCAUUUUAA